AUGACAGUGGAGAAGGCCAAGUCAUGUUCUGAGUUAUGGUUGGUUUCCCAGAAGGAGUUGUUGGAGUGGCUGAAGCUAAACUGGGGUGCGGGGAAAGGUUCGGGUCCAGAGAUGGGGCGAGAUCAGCAGGCAGAGGAGCUUGAAGUGGCGGAGGAACAUGAAGUGGCGGAGGAACAUGGAGUCGCGGGAAAGCCUGUAGUGGAGGACGAAGGACGCGCGGUGGGGGAGCCUGGAGUGGCGGAGGAGCAUGGAGUAGCGGAGGAGCCCGGCGUGGCGGGGGAGCCUAAAGUGGCGGUAGAGGGUGGAGUGGUGCGGGAUCCAGGAGUGGCAGGGGAGCCUGGAGUGGUGGGGGAGCCUGUAGUGGCGGGGGAGCAUGGUGUGGCAGGGGAGCCUGUAGUGGCGGGCGAGGGUGGAGUGGUGGGGGAUCCAGAAGUGGCGCGGAGCCUGGAGUGGUGGGGGAGCCUGGAUCGUCGGAGCAUGUUGUUGUGA
Closterium sp. NIES-65 is the source of this 489-nucleotide messenger RNA. NCBI's taxonomy places the organism in Eukaryota, Viridiplantae, Streptophyta, Zygnematophyceae, Desmidiales, Closteriaceae. The record is from the annotation of a GenBank genome assembly.